Molecule: messenger RNA, 2473 nt
Organism: Dendronephthya gigantea
Lineage: Eukaryota; Metazoa; Cnidaria; Anthozoa; Malacalcyonacea; Nephtheidae
Exons: 7
Coding region: 66-1790 (574 amino acids)
Molecular function (GO): protein binding
Source: RefSeq, a predicted model, not a curated record
UUCUGCCAUUGUGUGUCAUGUCAGUUUACGAUUAAGCCUCCGAGCUAAGAGCGUUGCUCGAACGGAUGGUAUCAGUUUUGGUUGUAAAAGACGUUUCGCCAUUCUUAGGAGUCAAUAUGUUGGAUAAAACUAAUGUUCAGCACACAAGAUCGAAGCAGAACUGUCUACGGCAGCCAUUCAUUCAUCCCUUCAAUAUAUCACGGGCUCUCCCAAGAACUACGACUUUAAACAAACGGACAAGAACACGGAAUUUCUCCCAGAACUGCUGCGUUAAUAUGGGACCGUCGAAGCUAUAUACUUUGAGCGAAGAAGUUCUUGUUUUAAUACUGGAAUAUCUUGACGCUAGGACACUUAUACGAUUGAGUAAAACUUGUCGUUUAUUUCAUCGACUUUGUCAUUCGGAUGUUAUAUGGCGUCACCGGUGUAAGCUUGACUUCAAUCUUCGUACCAAGUGGCUAGAAUAUUCUUAUCUUUAUCUAUAUGAACUAUUUAGCAAGGCUAGUGUCCUAAAGAACGACCAUAGCUUUUUUCGGCCUGUUAGUCAGCUAAAAACGUCCGUCAUAGUCUGGUAUCUAAUAAACCCGGAGCCACCGAGUAACAGUGUUUGCCAACUCACGGCGAGUCAGGCGAAGUCGAUCUGGAAUUUGACAGAUGAUGAUCUAGAUAGAAUGAAUAAUGAGGCAGAGGAUAACCUGUUUAACCAUAAUUACUACGACUGGGAAUCACUCUACAAGUUGUUCGUUGCCAAACAUGGAGGUAUUAUCCAAAUGCAAAACUACGUACUUCGAAGAUGUCUACGGAAUAGGCAAGCCCUAGAGGAACACUAUCAGCUAUCAUUGCACUCUUCACGACAACAGAAAUGGUAUCAGUUUUUGGAUAACCGUGAUACAGGAAACAAGUUUCUCAAGGCUUUGACUGAGCACAUGCCGAAGGUCACACAUAGUUACAUGUUACAUCAGGUUACUGCAAUGUAUAUUGAUGGACAUUUGAAAGGAGGCUUCGAUACCGUGAAAGCGUACGCUGAUUUUUGUGGUGUUUUCAAGACUUGGCUAGAGGAUAAAAGUGUUAAACUAUGGCCACCGAGACAGGGCGAAAUGCUAAUUAAGGACUACAAAGAUUGUUUACUAUAUGUCAAUAAGGAGAUAUCUACCGUGGCUGAAGAGUUAGAGAUUUCGCUAAAUGAUUUCCUCAGCAAAGCAAAGCCUUACAUUGAACGGCUACAUGAAGUAUGGCAAUGGCAAAAUAAGAAGGGCCAAGGAUAUAUGAAGGAACACAGGCCGUCGCGUGUCGUAACUGAGCACAAAUGUUACAAGCGAUUCUUAGAGAGAGGUAACUUCGCCGACUAUUGCCAACUGAAGCAGUUUUUUGAGAGGCGAGAGAUCGUCGUGGAUUGGUUCAAGAAGAAUGAAUGGCUUCAUGCAUUAUUGAGAGAUUAUUGUACAAGAGCAUUGAGACCGGCUCACAUGUCGGCAGAGAUGGCGCCUGCACCACAUUUACCUACAGAUCCUAUCACAUUCUUAGUUCAUAGAUUUUUAGAAACAGGCCUGAAGUCAGACUUCAACAAACUUAGAAUGAAACUAUCAGAAAUUGGAAAUUUACAAUUGGAGAACUUGAACCGAAAGUCACGGCAGUUGCAGAGAGCAAUCUCGCGUGAUUUGAGGACAGAAGAUAGCAUUUAUUUUAGCGAAGUUGACGCUCCACAUUUUACGCACUGUUUCUAUCCACCGCGUACUGAUUGUUUUACCGGGAGGCAACAGUUUCCGUCGGUUGAAGUUGUAAAUCUGGACUGAUGGAUAUACGUGUGAAGGACGUGUAACAGGAAGUUGGGUGUUUCGCUUCAUAAUGCCUUUCUAAUGGCUGGUGAUACAACGUCACGAUUCGUUUUGUUGUGCUUCUUGGUUUUGUUGUGCAAAGAACUUGACGCAAACCUGAUCUAUGUGUUGGGGCAUAAUCGUCCAUCAGUACAAAUCAUCCUGUCAACAAAAAUACUUUCAUCCUGUCAAUAAAAAUACUUUCAUCCCUGGCAUAAUUCCGCCAAGCACCGUCAGACAAAUGAUUGUCAGUCAUAUCGUUGGCGUUUAGCAUUACAGAAUGUUGGAAAAUAAAUGAACUAGACAGUUGUGGUUUCAUAUUUAAAAUAUGUUGCCACUAAUAUCUAUAUCGUCACAUUUAUAUGCUGCUGGUAAAAACCAACAGUGAAUUGACAUUCCGAGGAAAACGGACCUAUUCCAUAAUUAGAAACAUGUUGAAAAUUUAUAACUGUAACUAUGAAUCUUGUGUAUAUAUCGAGGUAUUAUUGAACAUGUUGAAAUUUGGGCUGUUCUGUUAUGUUAGUUCGGCAAAGGCAGUGCCGAUAGCAAACAUACAGCUGUGAAAUAUUGACUAAUGUAAAUGGAAACUCAAAAUUUGUGUUAAUAGCUACGGUAAAUGAAAAUCCACCAGACUCGUACAAACGAAGUUUGCUUUUAUGUUA